UCGGCUUGUUUCUCUCGUUGUGAUCUCAACCUGAAGUAAAACAAAAGGCAGCAACUUGUAAUGACUUAGCAGAAAGACGAUUGUGUUGUUUCUCAUCUGAGCUAAUAUUUCAGCAACCAUGUGUUCAGUUCAGCAUCUCAGAGAGUUUAUCAGAGAGAGACUAACUGCUGCUGCGGAGGAAAUCUUCACAGAGGUUGAAAAAAAAAAACAUCAUUAGCUACGAGGAAGAGCUCGAUGCUCAGUGAAUAAUGAUGAGGAUUAACUGGAAACCAGUCAUUAAAACUCAACCGAAUCGGUUCUGACCUCCAAAAGCCACAUAUCUCCACUGAGGAGGAAAUGUCUGCCAUCCCCCAGGUACGUCACAACAGGAGGAGAUCCAGUGAUGACCAGGAGGAAGCAGAACCUAAACAGAUUAAAGAGGAAGAGGUUGACCCAGAACAAUUGGAGGUUAAACCAUUAGUAUUAGGAGAUCCAUGUAAUAAAGAAAAAGAGGAGGAAUCAGGUUUUCUACUUAUUGAACAAUGGGAAGAUUCUGAAUUGAUUAAAAAAGAAGAGGAUGAUGCAGAAUCUCAGCUGAUAAAUGAAGGAAAUAAGGAACCAGAUUUUUCAGUGGUUCAACAUGAACAGCAGCCACCAGAACACGUACCAACUGGACCGGACCAGAAAGACCUUUGCGGAAAUCAGGAGGGAGAUCAGCUUGAACAGAAGCAGAUUGUUACUUUGAGUGAAACUUCUACUCUGCAGGACGGUAGUUUGAUUAGAGAACCAAAACUUGAGGAGCUUUCUUUUCAAAUAUCUCCUGUAAUUGAGAGCAAAGAUCAGGAAGGAAGCAGCUCUUCUGUAUCAGAGAGUCAGUCUCAUAUUGACUCAAAGAAAAGGUCUUUCAAAUGUGACAUAUGUGGAAGAUGGUACAAACAUCAGGCUAACUUAAAAAACCAUUACAGAAGCCACACUGGUGAAUGGCCUUUUUCAUGUGAAUCGUGUAGUAAAGGUUUCUCUAAAAUUAGCGCUUUAAAACGGCACAAGAAAAUUCAUACCGGAGAGGAAUCUUUUUUGUGUCAGUCAUGUGGAAAAAGUUUCACUCGAAUUGGUGAUUUAAAUGUCCACAAGAGAACACAUACAGGUGAGAAGCCUUUUUCAUGCCAGGCUUGUGGAAAAUGUUUCUCCCGAAUUGGUAAUUUAAAUGUCCACAAAAGAACUCAUACAGGUGAGAAGCCUUUUUCUUGUCAAACAUGCGGAAAAAGUUUCUCUCACAUGUGUAGUUUAACCAUUCAUAAGAGAAUUCAUACAGGUGAGAAGCCUUUCUCUUGUGAAACUUGCGGACAGAGUUUCUUUCAAAUUAGUAGCUUAAUCACUCACGAGAGAAAUCAUACAGGUGAGAGACCGUUUUUAUGUAAAGCAUGUGGAAAAACUUUCUCUCGAAUUGAUCAUUUAAACGUACACUUGAAAAUUCACACAGGUGAGAGAUCUUUUUCUUGCGACAUAUGUGGAAAAUGUUUUAAAACAAGUUCAAAUUUGAAUGACCACAGAAGAAUUCACACAGGUGAGAAACCUUAUACAUGUGAAACAUGUGGAAAAAGCUUCAUUAAUGUUUGGAAAUUGAAUUUCCACAUUAAACAAAAACACUUGACUGUCACAUAGUUUAACUAUAGUUUAACUUUUCCUGGUAGUAUUUAUCUUUGCAACGGAAAUUGACUAAACCAGGUUGUAGGAAACCUCUCCCAGUCUGUAAAAAGCAGCAACUCAGACCUCAGAAACAAACACCUGUUCCAUACUGUGGUUGACUGGUUCACCCCUGCUAUUAAGAAUAUGAGCAUAUCUACAAUAUCAAAUAAUGCAGCUUAGGGACUUGAGUUUGCCAUCAAGUUUGGAAAUAAAAUGUCAUAACCGUGUAGAUGCUUCUUAGAUGUAGUUCAGCAUGAUAAUGGAGGUCUUGUUUUAAACUCCUUAAUUCAAUUUUCUUUGUAAAUUCUUUUAGAAAAAAAAAGUUGGUCCAUCUGUCCAGUAGCUGAAGCUUGUUUGAAACUGGGUCAACAACAGGAUAACAAAAUAAUUAUUGGGUUGGAAUGUCCUAGUCAAAGACCAAACUUGAGGCUUACAGAGAUAAUGAUGUUCAGAGAGCUGUGCUGAUUUCUGAUCUAAAGCAGGACUCU
Molecule: messenger RNA, 2153 nt
Organism: Poeciliopsis prolifica (blackstripe livebearer)
Lineage: Eukaryota; Metazoa; Chordata; Actinopteri; Cyprinodontiformes; Poeciliidae
Product: zinc finger protein 664-like
Exons: 2
Coding region: 337-1641 (434 amino acids)
Biological process (GO): regulation of transcription by RNA polymerase II
Molecular function (GO): RNA polymerase II cis-regulatory region sequence-specific DNA binding; DNA-binding transcription factor activity
Source: RefSeq, a predicted model, not a curated record